Molecule: messenger RNA, 913 nt
Organism: Prorocentrum cordatum
Lineage: Eukaryota; Dinophyceae; Prorocentrales; Prorocentraceae
Source: the annotation of a GenBank genome assembly
GCUCGAGGGCGAGGUGCUCCGGGCACUCGCCGCUCGCUCGGGCACGGUGGUCGCGGCCGUCGGCGGCGGAGAGGACUGCGUGCGCCCCGGGCUGUGCCUGGUCACGUACCCGGGGCCUCCCGCGCACCAGGACCACCCCAGCGAGCUGUGCCUGCGCGGCGGCUGCGGCGAGCCCGUGUUCCUCGACUCGACCCCGGAGGGCGGCCGCGCCGCGGCGGCGGGCGCCUGCGAGGGCUUCGAGCUGAUCCGCCUGGAGCGCUGGGAGCGGGCGCCCGCGCCGGGCAGGUGGGUGCCCGACGAGGGCUUCCGCGAGCUGGGGCCGGGCUCGGUCCUGGCGGAGGUGCGCCUCAGGCUGCCGGCGCGGCUGCUGCUGAGGAGCCCGCUGCACGACCUGCCGCCGUUCCCAGAGCGCCGGCUGGCCGCGAAGCUGGGCCUGAGCCGGAUCAGGGAGGCGCACCUGCACCGCCUGCUCGAUGAGCUCGGCUCGAGCUGGGCCAGGGAGGACGUGAGGACGGAGGACGAGAUGUGUGAGCUGCUGGCCUGCUGCGACGAGCAGCUGCGCGUGACCCGGCCGGUGCGCAUCGGCCGCGCCCGGAUAGAGGCCGGGUCGCGGGUGCGGCGCGCUGGCUGCGCUGCCGACGGCGCGCUGCGCCAGGGUCUCACGCUGGGCGCCCUGCAGGAGAUGCCGCUACCCGCGAAGGUUGAGUUCAUCCGGCUGCGCCAGUUCCAGCGCGCCCUUGAGCGUGCCGGCAUCGUCUGGCUGGACAGCUCCCAUCGCAGCUCGAGCUCAUGGGCGCGCUCGUGCCGUCCCCCGAGGAGCUCGAGGAGCACGGGGAGGACGCCUGGCGGGCCAUGGUCGGGGAGGUGUGGGUCAUCGACUCCCGGGGCCUCUUCACCCACAUCCCACGUCUGA